Messenger RNA from Leptomonas pyrrhocoris, 697 nucleotides. Its product is annotated as putative DNA-directed RNA polymerase I subunit. Bases 119 to 697 code for a protein of 192 amino acids. The transcript has a single exon. Lineage: Eukaryota; Euglenozoa; Kinetoplastea; Trypanosomatida; Trypanosomatidae. The record is from RefSeq and is a predicted model, not a curated record. Gene Ontology annotation, biological process: DNA-templated transcription. Gene Ontology annotation, molecular function: zinc ion binding; nucleic acid binding.
AGCACGACUCCCUUUUGUUCUCCUAUUAUUAGUUUCAUCGGGUACCACCACCACCACCCCACUUCAAGACAGAUAAAGAAACACCCUCGCACACUGUCACACGACAGCAAAAGAAACCAUGCCGGCUGCUUCGUCUCUUCAGCUGCAGACUCCGGUGGAGCAGCGGCAGGUACACUACGUCUCCGACAACGUUUUCAGCCUCGGCACAUUGAGCUGCGCUGUGUGCGGGCACGCCUUCCCGAUUCACACGAACGCGUGGCAGACGGCGACGUGCACCUGCUGCGGUACGUUGCACGAGCCCGGUGCGUACUCCGCCUUCCAGCGACAGCUCCGCGCACCCCGUGGCACCGCGGGCGGUGUGCGUGUGAACAACAAGGUGUGCUGCACGAACACCGCUGCGGCCAUGUUCUUCACAGAGAAGGAAGUUGCGCUGGCGACGCAGUACCUUCAUGACAGCCUCGGCGAUGAGCUCGUGGGCGGGGCGACGUCGUCGAAAGCCGGAGCGAAGGGCAACGUCACGAAGCGCGCCGGUCAGACGGAAGUCGAUAAUCGCGUGAUUGAGGACGCCUUCUGUGAAACGUGCGGUGUGCACCGUCCUUGCAAGACGUUUGCGCGCCAGACGCGUAGCGCUGAUGAGGGACAGACGAUAUUUUUCCAGUGUUCGAAGUGCGGCUCCGAGUGGCAGCAGAACUCUUAA